Budorcas taxicolor (takin) is the source of this 1376-nucleotide messenger RNA. RefSeq names its product Ras association domain family member 7 (gene RASSF7). The transcript is spliced from 5 exons. The record is from RefSeq and is a predicted model, not a curated record. Gene Ontology annotation, biological process: signal transduction. The coding region runs from base 1 to 1086 and encodes 361 amino acids. NCBI's taxonomy places the organism in Eukaryota, Metazoa, Chordata, Mammalia, Artiodactyla, Bovidae.
AUGCUCUCAGGACUGGCGGCCAUGGAGCUGAAGGUGUGGGUGGACGGCAUCCAGCGUGUGGUUUGUGGGGUUUCAGAGCAGACCACCUGUCAAGAAGUGGUCAUUGCACUAGCCCAAGCCAUAGGCCAGACGGGCCGCUUUGUGCUCGUGCAGCGCCUCAGAGAGAAGGAGCGGCAGCUGCUACCCCAGGAAUGUCCUGUGGGCGCCCAAGCGACCUGCGGACAGUUUGCCAGUGAUGUCCAGUUUGUCCUGAGGCGGACAGGACCCAGCCUCGCUGGGAGGCCCUCCUCGGACAGCUGCCCUCCCCCUGAGCGCUGCCCUAUCCGAGCCAGCCUUCCCCCAAAGCCUCGACCAGCACUGGACCGUGAGCCCUGCAAACCACUGACCUUCAGCCUGGGGUGCUCUGGGCAGGCCCCCGGCCCUGUGCCACCCGAGCCUCUGGCUCCCGUAGUGCCUGUGCCAGGCUGCUGUGCAGACCUGCAGGGUCUGGAGCAAAGGGUGCGCAGGAACGCAGCGGAGCUGGGCCAGGAGGCCUUCUGGGAGCAGGAGCUGCGGCGGGAGCAGGCCCGGGAGCGCGAGGCACAGGCCCGCCUGCAGGCGCUGAGCGCAGCUACAGCUGAGCACGCGGCUAGACUGCAGGCCCUGGACGCCCAGGCCCGUGCCCUGGAGGCCGAGUUACAUCUGGCUGCAGAGGCCCCUAGGCCCUCCUCACCCACAGCGUCUGUGGCUGAACGCCUGCGCCAGGACCUGGCCACCCAGGAGCGGCAAAGCAUGGAGGUGCAGGGCAGUCUCGCCCUGGUGGGCCGGGCUCUGGAGGCUGCCGAACACGCCCUGCAGGCCCAGGCCCAGGAGCUGCAGGAGCUGAACCGGGAGCUGCGUCAGUGCAACCUGCAGCAGUUCAUCCGGCAGACGGGCGCUGCGCCGCCGCCGCCCCCGCCCCCACGGCCGCUCGCGGGCCCCCCUGGCACUCAGGAUCUUCUGCCUCCAACCAGAGAAGAGCCUCUCACGGGAGGCCCCCGGAGUCUGGCCGUUGUGUCCAGCCUGAGCCCGGAGAUUGCCCCCAUGAGGCAGAGCUCCUUGAGGUAGCAGCUCUCACCUCAGAGUGGAUGUCCGCAGACAAGGUUAGCCUAGCCUGGAUGACAGAGGCGAGCCCGUGGUCACAGAGGACUCCUUCCCCCGUGCAGUGGGAAGCCCUGGAACCUGGAGCCUGAGACGGGACACCUUGGAGCCCUAGGCCUGCUGCAGGGGGCACGGGAGGGCUGAAGACUUUUGCCCUAGUCCUUGUCGAAUCUGCCAAGACCCUGCAGAAGCUAGGGGCAUGGCCAGCCCUGAGAUCAUAUCCCCCAAAGGCCACAGCUCUUUGCUGGGGACAGGAG